Solanum pennellii is the source of this 3476-nucleotide messenger RNA. Its product is annotated as protein TIC 22, chloroplastic. The transcript is spliced from 9 exons. Gene Ontology annotation, biological process: protein transport. The record is from RefSeq and is a predicted model, not a curated record. Bases 2212 to 3093 code for a protein of 293 amino acids. NCBI's taxonomy places the organism in Eukaryota, Viridiplantae, Streptophyta, Magnoliopsida, Solanales, Solanaceae. Gene Ontology annotation, cellular component: chloroplast.
GAAGUAUGAAAUGUCAAAAAAUAAUAAUCAAACUAAUGGCAUAAUUAUACUUUGGACAACCAAACAGUACCCAUGUAAUUACAUUAUGAUAUAUAACAAACGAAUAAAUCAUCCUUGGAGGUGUUUAAAAUGAUUUAAAGAGUUUAAGCGUUUAGUUGGUAAGGACAUAAGUUGACAAUUCGAGUCAAGUAUAAAAAUCUCACAGUAUUUUAGAAAAGAUCCAAACAAAAUUGAAAAAACUUAAAAAUACGAAAACACCUCGAGGUUGUAAAAUUUAAUUGUUAUUGAUUUAGUUUAUAUUUGAAAAAUCUGAAUCAAUCUAGACUAUGUACAUGAGCUCUAUAUAUGCAAACCUAUGUACUAAGGGGUCGUUUGGUUAGAAGACAUAUGGUACAAUUAGAUAUAUUAGGAGUACGAAAAAUUAAUGAAUUGAAUAAUUUUGGCAUAAUACAUAAAUAUGCACUUUAACUUGGCUUCAAAUCACAUUUAUGUCUUUCAACUUUGGGUGUGCACAAGUAGACACUUAAACUUGUAUAAAGUUGAACAAAUAGACAUACAUGUCCUACAUGUAAUUUUUGUCCAACGUGGUGUCCUACGUGUAUUUUGCCAUGUAGGACUCAUGUGUUUAUUUAUUUAAAAGUUUGAUAGUUAAAGUGCAUGUUUGUGCAUGAUGAAAGUUGAAGGUCAAAGUUAAAAUUUGAAGCCAAGUUUAGGGUCCAAUGUAUGUAUUAUGCCAAUAAUAUUUAAAGAAUAACUUGUUUGUUUACAAAAAUACCCUCCAUCAUUUAAAAUAGAAAAUAGUUUGAAGAACAUCUAUUAUUCCACUCUCGAAAUAACUUUUCAUGAUACUAUUAAUUAUUAUUAUUCUUUCUAUUAUAAUCAAAUAAUGGAUAAGAAAUAAUUAAACGAUCUCUAAUGGUCGUUUUGAUAGUUGGUUAGAAUUAUGCAUCGAUAUCUAUUAGUAAUGUAGUGAUUAUUUAUGAAUUAGUCGAUCCAUUAUUUUAUGCAGAUAUGAGUUAUUCGUGUAUUAGUUAUCCAUAAGACAUACAUUAGAUUAUUAGAAUUAAUUAUUCCACUUUCUAUUAUGCAUUAAAUAAUAAAUAGAUUUCAUCAUAAGUUAUACAUGUAUUAAUUGUGCAGAUUUCUAAACUGUCAACUAAACAUUGUAUUAAUUUUAUACAUGUUUAACUUAUUUUCUAUGAUUCUAUCCACCUACUAAACAUGUAUAAGUUGUACAAAAAUUAUAUGAGUAACUUGUUUCUCAUCCAGCUUCCAAUCACUUAUACACAUGUAAUUAUUUUCAUUAUUUGUGUCUAUGUAAACAUAAUUUGACAUGAGAUUGAAGUCUCAAUCUAAUAGUUACAAGUUACAACUUUAACUUGCAUAUAAAUUCCAAGUCUAAAAACAAUAUGCGUAUGGAUAGACGUUUUUCAUGUCAUUAGAAACUUUUUAUGUACUAUCGAACAAUAAUUUGGUGAAUAUGAAAUAGAGGUUAUUUGAGUUAAUAAGCUUUGAUUAUUUUUUUAUUGCUGCAUCUUUGUGGUUUAUACUAGGUCUUGCUCCAACUAAAUAACUUAUGCAACAAUGAAGAUAAGAAAUUAAUUGUGUCAACUUUCUACUAUACAAGUUACAUGAAAAUUAAUUGAGAAGUCAUCCCUAUAUUUGAUUACUUUAAGGAGAACCGAAAAAAAUCAAAUUUGUUUUGAACUGUGCAAUUAAAACAAAUUGUCAUUUGUUAUUAGUGGAGGUCAAAAUGACCAGAUAUGUUCAAAUUUGACCUUAAUUGGCAAGUAAACACUUUGACUUUGAGUAUACACAUUUAGAUUCUUCGACUCGUCUUUAAUGUCCAGCUUUGUAAGUGAUCAUCUAGACACCUCCAAAAUUUACAUGUCACAUCAACAUCGAGUGUCCACGAAAAAUAGAGGGGUUGUUAGUUGAGACCAAAUUGAGCUCAAUAGAUGUGUUUACUUGAUAGUUGAAAUCAAGUUUGAGUAUGCCUAUUUAUAUCUUAUGCCGAUAUUCUCUAUAUAAUAUUUGUAUAUAAACUAGACAAACGAGACUAUUAUAUAUUGUGAUUUGCGAUGGAUGGGCCUUUAGUAGAUGUAGAUGGAUUACUAAUAAUUAUUGGACCUAAUGUGAACCGAAAGCCCAAACUUGAAAUACGAAAGCCUUCUUCUCCGAAUCCUCUUCCCCUUUCUCUGUAAACAAUCAAUGGAGUCCAAACCCUCAAGCGGAUUCGGACCCUCCAGUAGUCCUCUACUGUCUCUCUCCACCUUCGUCCACCAGCACUGCUCCCGACUCGGUGCUGAACUCGCUAACCGAUUCGACGAAGCGAAACGGCUGAGUUCUAAAAUCGCCGCCGAUUUUAUUCAGCAGCCGCUGCCGGCGGCGAUAGGGAGGAGUUGUUCGUUGCCGUUGCAUUCUUAUCACCUAUCACUUCCGUUCGCUUCGGUGUCGCAGCGUCAAGAGAAGGUCGCUAAAAAUACCGGUUUGAGCUCGGAUUAUGUUGCUAAGACAUUAACUGGAACUUCUGUAUACACAGUUAGCAAUUCUAACAAUGAAUUCGUGCUCAUUUCGGACCCGAAUAGUGCGAAGUCAAUCGGAUUAUUGUGCUUCCGUCAAGAGGACGCCGAGGCAUUUCUUGCUCAGGUACGGUUGCGGAAGAAGGAAGUGAGAGGUGGAGCUAAGGUAGUUCCGUUGACACUUGAUCAGGUUUACAUGUUGAAGGUUGAAGGAAUCGCAUUUCGUUUUUUGCCAGAUCCUGUUCAAAUUAAGAAUGCAAUGGAGUUAAAAGCUUCUGAUGUAAAGACUGGAUUUGAUGGAGUCCCUGUUUUCCAGUCAGAUCUCCUAGUUGUGAAAAAGAGAAACAGACGAUACUGUCCAAUAUACUUUCGAAAGGAGGAUAUAGAAAAGGAGUUAUCGUCAAGGGCAUUGAGAGGAUCUAGUGUCUCUCAGCACAUUAUGGUAGGGACUUUGGAAGAUGUCCUGAAAAAAAUGGAGAUAAGUCAGAGAAAUUCUGGCUGGGAGGACCUUAUCUUUAUCCCCCCUGGUAAAAGUCAUUCACAGCACAUUCAAGAUGUUACUAGAGCAUAAAUUUCUUGCAAGCAGCUCCUGUUUGAAACAAAUCAAUAUAGAGGCAGGUCACAUUCUCCUCUGCACUUGGUCGACCCGAAUAAUCCAAAUAGUUAAGCUCCGUACUGCUGGAUUAGCUUUAAGAAGAUACAUAAAUGAUCAAGUUCUUGUUUGAAUAUUUAAUGGAGGGAACAACUAACAUGUUAUACAUUAAAAGUCAAUGAGUUGGUAACUAGAGGCACAAUUUACUUGGUGUCUGUCAUCUGUACAUUGCACAAGUUGAAUUGUUGAACUAUGUUUUGACUCUGAGGUAAAUUAUCCCAGGAUGAUCUCCCAUUUUAUUUGAGAAUGAAUGAAACGAUAACAAGUUAUGAUACCCUCAGUUUGCGACGAAAAUUAUUAAA